This is a messenger RNA of Harmonia axyridis, 1281 nucleotides long. RefSeq names its product sialic acid synthase (gene NANS). Gene Ontology annotation, biological process: carbohydrate biosynthetic process. Gene Ontology annotation, molecular function: N-acylneuraminate-9-phosphate synthase activity. The transcript has 4 exons. NCBI's taxonomy places the organism in Eukaryota, Metazoa, Arthropoda, Insecta, Coleoptera, Coccinellidae. The coding region runs from base 62 to 1138 and encodes 358 amino acids. The record is from RefSeq and is a predicted model, not a curated record.
AUGAAAGCAUGUUAAUUCAUUUCUCUGUCUACUUAUCUAGUAGUCUCGUAAAUGAAACAUAAUGUCCCUGCGUAAAAAAGGAAAUAUUAUUGAAAUCAACAAUAAGGUGGUUGGUGAUAAAUAUCCUGUGUUUUUUAUAGCAGAAAUUGGACAAAAUCACCAAGGAGAUAUCAGCAUUGCUAAAAAAUUGAUCGAUGAAGCCAAGAAAUCUGGAGCAGAUUGUGUCAAAUUCCAAAAAACUGAUAUCAACGAAAAAUUCACAAAGAGCGUUCUAGAUUCACCAUAUGAAGGUUCGAAUUCUUGGGGCAAUACCUAUGGUCAGCACAAACAACACCUCGAGUUUUCUAAUGAAGAGUUUCUUGAGUUACAAAAAUAUGCAAUUAGUAAAGAUAUCCUCUUUACUGCUUCAGCGAUGGAUAUUGAAUCCUUCCGUUUUUUGAAGAGCAUCAAUGUACCAUUCAUAAAAAUUGGAUCAGGAGAUGCCAAUAAUAUACAGCUAUUAAGGGAGGCCACGAAAUAUUCAGGACCUCUGGUUAUUUCCACCGGUAUGCAGCCAUUCGAACUCGUCAAAGAAGUAUACGAUUUCAUGAAACAUAAUGGAAAAAGAAAUUUUGCAUUAAUGCAUUGCAUAUCUUCUUACCCCACACCUUUAGAAGACAUCAACUUGCGCGUUAUUGAACUCUAUAAAAGGAGAUUUCCUGACAUUGUUAUUGGUUAUUCUGGGCACGAAAUAGGUAUUGAGGUAUCUAUAGCUGCCACAGUUAUAGGAGCUCAGAUAAUAGAAAGACACAUAACAUUGGAUCAACACCUAAAAGGAUCUGAUCAUAGAUGCUCUUUAUUGCCUGAACAAUUUCGAGAUAUGAUAGAAAAAAUAAGAAAUGUUCAAAUUUCAUUGGGAGUACCAAAGAAAAUUCUCACUCCUUCUGAGAUCCCAUGCUGGAAUAAACUGGGAAAAUGCCUUGUCGCCUCUAAAAACUUGAAAAGGGGUGACAUAAUUCAAGAGGGAGAUCUGAAAACAAAAGUUUCCAACCCAGAAGGAGUUAAUGCUAUUUUUUAUGAUGGUCUCAUUGGUUCUGUAUUGAAACGAGAUCUGAGUCCAGAUGAUGUUAUAUUCAAUGAUGAUUUUGAACGAUCAUAAAAUAUAUAUUCACUAGGAUCUUUGUGAAAAUCUUUCAAUAAAACAUUAGAAACUUGAGGCUUCUUGAAAAGUAUUCACUCAAAAAUAAACAAAAAAACUGAGAAUGGAAAAAUAAUUAUUAUAAAAUAAAUCAAAUAAAAAUA